This is a messenger RNA of Acaromyces ingoldii, 1454 nucleotides long. RefSeq lists its product as hypothetical. Gene Ontology annotation, biological process: transcription open complex formation at RNA polymerase II promoter; transcription initiation at RNA polymerase II promoter. NCBI's taxonomy places the organism in Eukaryota, Fungi, Basidiomycota, Exobasidiomycetes, Exobasidiales, Cryptobasidiaceae. Gene Ontology annotation, cellular component: transcription factor TFIIE complex. The transcript is spliced from 5 exons. Bases 31 to 1359 code for a protein of 442 amino acids. The record is from RefSeq and is a predicted model, not a curated record.
CGACGACGACCUGUGCCAACAAGGAUAGGCAUGUCGUCGGUCGGGUACGGAUCGAGUCGCAAUGGUGGGUUUGGAGGGGGCGGAGGGGAGGAGGAGGGUGAUAGACGGGACGCUACCAAGGCCGAUAUGGACUCGAUGAGGAUCCUGUUCCAAAUUGUCACGAGGCAAUUCUACGACGAUGCCCACGUCAUCCUGGUCGACAUCUUGUCAAAGCAUCAGGUGGUUCCGCAGGACAUCAUGGCCUCUGCUAUGGGCAUUCAGUCGAAGGAGGUGCUCCAGAUUGCCAACAGACUGAGGGCCGACAAGUUGAUUGAUAUUGUCAGAAAGAGUGAAGUAAAGGAGUCGGCAGGUCCAUCCAACUUCCAGCGGGCAGUCAACCGGUCGUACCUCGCCCUGGAUCCCAAGAUGUUCCUAGACGUGACAAAGUGGCGCAUCGCAAAGAUGCGAUCGCAGAUUGACUCGCUUCUGCGCAACGAGCUGGACAACAAGGGCUAUAUGUGUCCUCGCUGCCGCAAGUCCUUUUCGACGUUGGACGUGGCUCAGCUCCUGGAUCCCAUGACGGGUGCCACUUUUGUCUGCGACACGCCGGGCUGCGGCAGCGAGCUGGUGGACAACGAGGAUGCAGAGGACGUCAGACGAUCAAAGGAUCGGCUGAGGCGUUUCAACGUCCAGCUGGAACCAAUCCUAGUCAGGCUCAAGAACACCGAGCUGCUGACCUUGCCGGAAUUCGAUGCCAUGGAUAUCAUCGCCCGGCAAGGAGGGUCGGAGCAGUGGAGGCAGCGGGCAGAGCAGCGACUCAAGCAGAAGGGGGGCGCGCUCUCGAAUCUCUCGCUUCCCUUGGCGUCCGCCUCAAGUAGCACAAGCAACGCCGGUCCGUCUGUCUCUGUGGACAUGACGACGACAAAUCCAGAGGUCGAGGCAGCGCGACGAGCCGAGCGUCAGGCCGAGGUGGAACGCAUGCGGGAGCAGAAUGCGUUGCCCGUCUGGUUGCAGCAGGACGUGCUCGGUCAAAAGAUCCCUUCCAAAGAUCAGCAAAGAGAGGAGGCCUACCGUCGCGAUGCAGCGGCCGCGCAGAACCAGAACGACGACUCGGCCGCUGGCAACAUGGAAGACUACUACAAGCAGUACGCCAAUAUGGCUGCCGAGGAAGGAGAAGACGACGAAGAUGACAUGGAGGAUGUCGACACAGGGGUUGACACGCCCGCAAAUGGCACAAACACAUCAGAGGCACAGACGCCGAGCGGCAAGCGCUCGAGAGAAGAAAGCGAGUCCACGCCAGCGUCGAAACGGUUAAAGGGAGAAGGAGAGGACGAAGACGAGGAUGACGAGGAUGAUGACGACUUUGAAGAAGUUGCCUGAUGUAUUUUUAAAGCAGCUCCUGCAUCCCCCUUUCUAACUAUCGAGGGCCCGCUGAGCAUCAAGUAGGAUCCAAAUUAAGCCAGAUUUAGCAAGGC